GGAGUACCUUGGUACUGCUUCGGCGUUUAUUUGUUGAUAGUUUGGAGAACGGGACAGUUUUGGAUCCGAGACGGCAUGGGUUCGAAUUAUAGGUAUCAUGGUCGAGAUAACCAUCGUGAUUGGAGCGGGGAUCGAGGCAGGGACUAUGGCAGCCACAAUGGUGGUCGCGAUCAGCAUAGUGAAGGACGAAGGGAGCGUCCGAUUGAGCGCGGUAAUUCAAGUCAAUCCGGUCCGAGGGAGGCCCCGAAUCGAAUCGCCCCCGUCUGCUACGAAUGCGGGGAGCCUGGACACUACCAAAAUCAAUGUCCGAGGCUAGGGAGGGACGGUGGACCUAGGUACGCCAGGCAGCGUGGAAGGUCCUUAUCACCAAGGCAGCAUUUUCGUCAUCCGGAACCGAGAGUUGUUUCCGAGGAUCCAACGGUCAAGCGUCAAAUCGAAGAAUUAGCCGCGUCUAUGGCGGCCAUGAAGGAAGCCUACGAUGCUGAGAUAGCAGCUAAGGAAGCGAAGAAAAAGAAGCAGGAGAAGUUGGAACGAAAAAAAAGGGAGGAGGAGGAAGCCAAAGCUGCGGAGGAAGCCCGCUUGGCGGAACGGAGGAGGAUCGCAAGAAAGGAAGAAAAAUUGCAGAAGGAGGAGGAAGACCGGCGGUUGUUGCGCAAGGAACUGCUCACGGAGUUCUCUCUCCGAAUGGGGCAACUCGAUGAAUCGCUCCAGCGCCGAUACGAGAGAGAUCUAAGGGAACGAAUGAAGGGGAAGCAGAAGGCCCGUGCUGCCUCAUCCGACGACGAAGAUGCCCGGUCAUAUGAGAGCGACGUGGACAUCCUUAGUCGAAAAACGGAGUGGCUGGUUAUCACGAAUAAGAGGAAACGGAGCGCUGAGAAGGUUGUCGACGACAACCCACCUAUGGAAACACCAGCGAAACGGACGGCCAAACGACGACUCCAGCUGGGUUGUCGUCAUCAACCGAUGAAGAAGACUUCUCCUCUCAAGACUCCUCGUAGGACUUCAGGGACGGGCAAGAGGAAGCUCGCGGGACUAUCGAAGAUGCAAGCCAUAUUGGCUAUUGUGGAGAAGCGGACGCAAAUCGUCGCAUAUGGGGAUGUGGAGGCGAGGCGUCCGGAAGAGGAGACGGGGGAGAACCCAGUGGAAAAGGAGGAGGUGGAGGAGGACGAGGCAGGUAGUAAUGUGUGAACGGAUCGUAAAUUGUGGGUGCUUUGUGGAUGUUUAAUCGAAUUUCGCCGGGAGAACUUACACGACCAGACCGUCGAUUUGUUGUACAGGCUCAUUGUAAUUGCAUUAGCCCUAAGUAAUUAGAUACGAUAGAUGAGUAAAUGUGUGGUUUCGUG
Messenger RNA from Chara braunii, 1343 nucleotides. NCBI's taxonomy places the organism in Eukaryota, Viridiplantae, Streptophyta, Charophyceae, Charales, Characeae. The record is from the annotation of a GenBank genome assembly.